AUGUCUCCUAGCAAGUUGGGCGUUUUUGCCCAUUUGGCGCUGGCCGCCAGCGCCGUGCUCAUCCCUUCUACCAUGACAACUGCGGAAGAGCUCGGGGACGACCACGCUUUUGAAUCUCUCGCCAUCAACCCCAGCCAACGAUCUGUUGCGUUAGAAUGUCCUGGUUGCGCCUUUGCGACAUAUGAUGGAGAAACUCUUAACUGGAAGGCUGACGCUGGAAAUGCCUUUCGCCUAGACUUCGACGUUGGACCUCAGGGCAACGCCCUAAACCUGGACAACUCUCAACUAUACCCGCCAUCGUUUGGCUUCGCUUCUGAGCCCUACCAUGUUGUACAAAUUGACCCUACCUCCGGAGACGGCAUGCGCCUACGCAUCACCAGCUACGAGUUCCGCUACGAUGGUGCGGAGACCAUCUCAGAGGAGGGCACCGAGCUCCUGCCGAUGACCUUCCAAAUCACCUCGGUCGAAGGCACCGCUGUCAACCCUCCCGCGCUCCAGAUCAACGUACUGAAGAACUCCGAAGGUCGCCUCAUGAUCGCAUCUUUCAACGAGGCCCAGCCUAGCCCGGCUACACCAACAGACAAGGAGUGCAAUGAGUGGCCGCUCUACUGCAAGUGGAAGAAGAUUAUGGAAGACCGCAUCGAUCAGAUUAAGGAUAUGCGCAAGCCCCGCCCCGGCUGCCACAAGCGACCCCACCCUGGUGCUCGUCCCAACAACCCCAUGGAGCAUGAGACCAUGGUUGGAAAGCCUCCGCACCGCUUCCGCCCUGGCAAGCCUCACCCGCACCACCGUCCUCACCACAUGAGCCACCACAGCCAUCAUGGCCACCACCACCGCUUCUCCAUGUUCGUUCGUCGCGCCUUCUUCACUAUCUUCGUCCCCAUUCUCAUUGGUAUCUUCGCUGGUACCCUUACAUACCUUGUGGGUAUGGCCCUUGGAUGUCUCAUUGCCAUCACUGUCGCCAAGUUCCGUGGCCAGCGCUACCAGCCGAUUGCUCUUGACGAGGAAGAUGUAGAGGAUGCGGAAGAGCACGGAGAGAAGGAGGAAUAUGCUGAGCUCCCUGCAUACGAUGCCCCUCCUGUAUACGAGGAGGCUACUGUUGAGGAG
Messenger RNA from Alternaria alternata, 1107 nucleotides. RefSeq lists its product as hypothetical. The annotation marks the transcript as partial. The transcript has 2 exons. Lineage: Eukaryota; Fungi; Ascomycota; Dothideomycetes; Pleosporales; Pleosporaceae. The record is from RefSeq and is a predicted model, not a curated record.